AUGGCCUCUUCGGCAGCCAUAGAGCUCUCGUCUAUAUCACCUAAAGGAAUAACAACAAAUCCAUUCGUUACACCAUUACCAUCUUUUUCCGAUUUGACAAAGAUCGAUUCUUCAGUGAACAUUCCUACUUCCAACAGCUCUGCUCAUGGGUCACCUAUCCAACAAAAUCGAGGUCAACUUCGACUCCAAGAUGAAAAUGGGAAUGCCGACCAGAUGUCAAGGUUCGAUUUAGAAGAAGAAGGAGAAAAUGGAAGUGGAAGUGGAAGUGGAAAUGAACAAGUGCAUAAUCCGACAGAAGUAUUACCACCUGUAGAUGGAGGAUCCAAGGCAUGGUUAUUCUUGAUAGCAGCUACAUAUCUCGAAAUGAUUAUUUGGGGUUUACCAUUUUCUAUUGGUGUAUUACAUGUUUAUUGGACAAAUACUUUGUUUAAAAAUAAUCAAAAUGAUUCCACGAUCACUCUAGCGGCCACCCUCCAAACUGGUUUAUUAUACAUGCUAGUCGCCUUUUCUGGACCAAUCUUCACUACCUUUCCGAGAUAUACAAAAAUCUCUCAAGUUGUCGGCCUGUUGGUGGCUUCGGCUGCCAUGGUAGCAAGUGCUUUCGUUACUAAACCUUGGCACUUGAUCAUUACUAUCGGUAUCUUCUAUCCCAUGUUGAGUGCUACUUAUUUUCCUUGUGCGACAUUGGUAUUUGAAUGGUUUCACGCAAAAAGAGGAUUCGCUUCAGGUGUAAUGUAUUCCGGGACUGGAGCAGGAGGAUUUAUAUUUCCUUUCUUAAUGCAAGGUUUAAUCAAUAAAUUCGGAUAUAAAUCAGCCAUGAUUUCAUUAGGACUAGGAUAUGCUAUAACUGGAAAUAUCGCUUUAUUAGCUAUAAAAAGACGUAUACCUUUAUCUAGAUAUGAUCAGAAUAUUUCUUCUUCUUCUUCUUCUUCUUCGGAACCAAAUUCAAGAAUGAGAAGAAGAAGACCGAGGAUAGAUUGGUCAUUCGUCAGAAGAUCACCUUUAUAUCUUGGUUUCUUGACUAUCGGUUUGACAAGUAUGGGAAAUUUCAUUCCUAGUUUGUGGUUACCUUCUUAUGUUGAUGAACUGGGACUGAAGAAUCCAGAUGGAACAGCUUUAAUUGCUAUUUUGAAUGCUUCCUCUGUGUUAGGAAAUGGGUUAUUGGGAUAUUUAUCUGAUAAACUAUCCCUACGCUGGACGAUAUCUAUUUCCUGUGUAGGAAGCGCAAUGGCCUGUGCUUUCUUAUGGGGUUUCGGAACCAACAAUGGUGUUUUAAUCACAUUCGCAAUUAUUUAUGGUCUUUUGGGUCCAAGUUUCACUACGCUUUGGACUAAAAUGGUUGGUCUAGUGUCAAAGGAUGAUCCUGUAGUUACCGGAUUGACAUAUUCGAUGUUCGCUUUCAUGCGAGGUGUAGGGAAUAUGAGUUCAGGACCUAUCUCCGAAUCUUUGCUCAAGAUCGGUGUGCUGAAAGGUGCAACGGGAGCUUAUGGGUUCCAUAACUACGGAAUCUUACUCGUCUACACAGCUGUUACGAUACUUGUAGGUGGAGCAAUAGGGCUUUUCUUCCAGGAAUGA
This is a messenger RNA of Kwoniella shivajii, 1575 nucleotides long. RefSeq lists its product as uncharacterized. Bases 1 to 1575 code for a protein of 524 amino acids. Gene Ontology annotation, biological process: transmembrane transport. Gene Ontology annotation, cellular component: membrane. The transcript is spliced from 9 exons. Gene Ontology annotation, molecular function: transmembrane transporter activity. The record is from RefSeq and is a predicted model, not a curated record. Lineage: Eukaryota; Fungi; Basidiomycota; Tremellomycetes; Tremellales; Cryptococcaceae.